AUGUAUGCCCUCUCCCUCAGUCACGCUGAUCUGCUGUGCUACGUUAUAUCCCUCCAUGAGAAAUUUUCACUCUUAAGAUUGCUCACCAUUGCUCUAGGUUCACAGUGUCGGAGGCAAGUGAACCCAGAGGAUUAUUUCUUCUUUUGUGUUUGUUGUCGCAGGAAGUGUUACAGGGUCUAUCUACAUCGGUCCGCUGAAUGAAGUACUGGAUUUGAAGUGACUGUGCUCUCGACUAACAGUUGGGUUAUACCCAAACUUGGCUUUUCUGUUUAUUCUGGGCGAUGCUUUUGAAGUGAGAGAGAUUGUCAGUGGGACAUUCGCUCUAUCUGGAUCGUGGCAUGCUGAAUUGUAGAAAGCUGGAAAGUGGAGGAUGGUUUUGCUACGUGCUCGUCUCUCCUGAUUUUCUUGUGUAGGGAGCUCAUACGGGGAAUCACCGCAAGAUUUUUCUAUUGUUGGGGUGACAUGGGGAAGCGAUCAAUCAUCUUGACUGUAUUGCUGCUGUUCUUGGCAUCUGCUGUAGUGUCAGCUCAGAGGCUAGAAGCCAAUGAAGAAAUAAGCUUCUUAGGAAAAUUAUUUUCAAAUGAUUCAGCGUGCAAGGAUGUGGAUUGUCAGCAAGGGAUCUGUUAUCCAAACGACAAUGCAUUACUUAGUAUCUUGUUUCCUUACAAGUGUCAGUGCUAUCAAGGCUGGGCUACUUAUGGACAGCUUGUCGGCUUCUCAGAUAUCCCAUCACUUCCCUGCAGCGUUCCAAACUGUUCCUUGAAUCUCGACUGCGCUGCAAAAUCUCCUGCUCCAGCUCCAAGUACUAUUACACCUGUGACCUCUGCUAAUACGUCUGCAUGCUUGGUGCCUGGCAUUUGUGGACACGGAAAGUGUGAAGUCAUCAACACUAAGGACAGACUCUUUCCUACAUUUAAGUGUGUGUGUGACCUUGGUUACGCAAAUGUGCUCAACAUGACUGCUGGAUUUUGCGUCUCUGAUUGUGAGAUUAACGGAGAUUGUAAGAACUUGAAUAUUACGCUACCUGGGUUAAAUCCACCUCCACCCCCAAACACACCUAUGACACCAGCGGACCAAACAGGAAACGCAGGUACACGUCCAGAAUCUUCUCCUCCUAGGGCGUCGGAGUCUGUACAAGGGGGCUCCAGUCCGUCUUCUAGUUCAGGUCGCAGCGUCAAGGUGAAUACUAUUGGUUUCCAUAUCGCAGCAGCUUUACUUGUGGAGCGAGCUUUACUGAGUAAACUCUUCUGAUCUGCGACAUACACACUCUUGUGGUACGCCACAUUUUUGUCACUUUUCACAAUCCAAAAUGGCGGAUACACUAAUGCAUCAGUCUGUAUUGGUUGAAAUUAAUAGCUACUGAGUUGAAAUAAAGCUCAAUUCCAGGUUGAAGUUUGAUCGGACUUUCUAAACACUGAAAAGUUGGCGCAAUUUUAAAUAUGUCCUUAUGACACGUUCUGUCUGUCA
Messenger RNA from Physcomitrium patens, 1467 nucleotides. RefSeq lists its product as uncharacterized. NCBI's taxonomy places the organism in Eukaryota, Viridiplantae, Streptophyta, Bryopsida, Funariales, Funariaceae. The record is from RefSeq and is a predicted model, not a curated record.